CCCAUUACCCAACUCAAACAGCUACGAAAUCUAAGCCGUCUAUUUUAGGGCUUAGAUAAGAAGACUUAGUUUUAAAACCCUAAAUCACAAUUGACGGCUCUUCCUCUCAUUCAUUCCCCGAAAACCCUUUCAGACUUCUCACUAUCAGGUAAUGGCUCCCAAACCACCAAGCUCGGGUCUUUUUGUUGGCCUCAACAAGGGUCACAUUGUCACCAAGAAGGAGUUGGCUCCAAGGCCAUCCGACAGGAAAGGGAAAACAAGUAAGAGGGUUCUUUUCGUGAGGAGUCUGAUCAGAGAGGUUGCUGGUUUUGCUCCCUAUGAGAAGAGAAUCACCGAGUUGUUGAAGGUCGGCAAGGACAAGCGUGCAUUGAAGGUGGCCAAGCGAAAGCUCGGAACACACAAGAGGGCAAAGAAGAAGAGAGAGGAGAUGUCAAAUGUUCUCAGGAAGAUGAGAUCUGCUGGUGGUGCCGAGAAGAAGAAGUGAUCUGUUGUUUCGAGUUUAAUUUUGUCUAAACAUUUUAGUUUGUGGUAGUGAGACUUUUAGCUUUACAAAAGUUCAGAAGUUGAAUUAAAAUUUUGAUGACUAUAUUAUGAAUUUAUGAGUGAGAAAUGUUAGCUCUGCUGGAUAAUUCUUCUAAUUCCUUCAUUGUUGGAGCAUGAACAGUUCCUCUCUUUCUUCAUUUACUCCGUAUUGAUGUUUGCUGUGCUGUAUUGAAAUUGAUUCUCGUAUUAUUGAAUUGUGAAUUUGCGCUUA
Molecule: messenger RNA, 754 nt
Organism: Spinacia oleracea (spinach)
Lineage: Eukaryota; Viridiplantae; Streptophyta; Magnoliopsida; Caryophyllales; Amaranthaceae
Product: 60S ribosomal protein L36-1
Exons: 4
Coding region: 152-484 (110 amino acids)
Biological process (GO): translation
Cellular component (GO): ribosome
Molecular function (GO): structural constituent of ribosome
Source: RefSeq, a predicted model, not a curated record